Messenger RNA from Ahaetulla prasina, 1333 nucleotides. It is a transcript of the gene IL18BP, whose product is annotated as interleukin 18 binding protein. The coding region runs from base 123 to 608 and encodes 161 amino acids. The record is from RefSeq and is a predicted model, not a curated record. The transcript has 6 exons. Lineage: Eukaryota; Metazoa; Chordata; Lepidosauria; Squamata; Colubridae. Gene Ontology annotation, molecular function: interleukin-18 binding.
GGCGGCUGAGUCAGGAGAGCAGAAAAAUGCUGAUUUGAUUUCCAAAUGAGGCUAUAAAGCGCCGCCGCUGCCUCCCGCCACAUCAGCCAGCCCUGCCCGGAGGGAGGAAGGAAGGACGAGCCAUGCCCCCUUCAGACCCAGACGCCUGGCCCCUCGCUGGCUGCCUGCUGUUGGUCCUGCUCAGUGUGUCCCCCUCCAUCCAAGCUCCAGCAGCAAAGAAGGAGUCGCAAAUCACUUCCCUCCUCCAGCCCCAGGCCUCCAUCGGACAGAAGGUUCGGGUCUCCUGCGAGGGCAGAACCAUCUACCCAGAGAGUGGCAUCAUGUACUGGCUGGCAAAUGGCACUUUUGUGGACCAGCUCUACCCAAACGGAACCGUGAAGGAGGAAGCCACCGAAGAGAAAGGCAGCAAACUGACCCGGAAGCUGAUCUUCUCCCGGUUGACGGUGCAGGACCUCCGCACCAGAUUUGAUUGCCUCAUCACUGACCCUUCCGGUGUAUUUCAGAAGACCAUCCAGUGGGACUAUUCAAAUCCAAAAGAGAUUGAGCUGCCCAAGACGUUUCAUGACCCAACUAGGGAAUGCAGCUGGCUGGGGAAUUCUGGGAGUUGAAGUCCGCAAGUCUUAAAAAUCUUAAAAAUUUGGAGACUCCUGGCUUAGAAUAUCGGGGAAUAAUGCUCAUCUAAAAAAGAUGAGCAAAAGUUUUUAUUUUGAAGAUUUUAAACAGAGGAUCCUCACGCACAACGCAGAACUCCUUGGCAGCAAACCAAAGGCCCCCCAUUCCAUUCCCGAAACCCCGAUUUGUGCAUUUGUACAAGUGUAUUUUGCAGCAACCAUGGAAGAAAAGUAAAUAACCAGGCUGAGAAAACCUCAGGCCCAUUGUCGUCCGUCUCUUAAUCCUGGGGUUUUGUAGAGUUUUGAAUUUUUGAAAUUUGCAUAGUUUGGAUAUUUUUUAAUGAUUUUUCUACUUGACUUUUUGUAACCUAUAAAUUGCUUUAUGGGAUAGACGGGCGACAUAAAAAUUUAAUAAAUAAAUAAAUAGCCAGGACGAAGGUGCAACUGAGCUGGGAGGAUCUGAAUCCUGGAAAUGCUGCAGAAGAUUCAAAGUCUACCUUGAAAUUUUUGUCUUCACGUGUGAAACAGUUUAAUCCUGCUGCCCAAAGAAGCUGGACUUGCCCCCCAUCUUCAUUCAAAGAAGAAAUGUUACGAAGACCCGAAAAGCUCAGAUUGUGAAGGGAGAAAGUUCUCGAUCCGUUUCUGUAAAAUGUUUCCUCUCCAACCAAUAAAACUUGAUUCCCUGCUGAAUCCACACCACCGAUUAAAAACCCAAAUUCUAA